This is a messenger RNA of Aureobasidium uvarum, 1629 nucleotides long. Lineage: Eukaryota; Fungi; Ascomycota; Dothideomycetes; Dothideales; Saccotheciaceae. The record is from the annotation of a GenBank genome assembly.
AUGUCGGGAAACAGUCGAGUCUUCGAGGCUCAUAGCGAGCGAACCGAGCGGGUUGCAGCUCAAGUCAGAUCCUUCUACGACAGAAAAGAGCCAUUCCGGAUAUUCCAUGGCAGUACGAGCAGCACCAGAAGCCAAGAGCAGGACCGCAAGAAGAUGAUCUCGACCAGCGACUUUACCGAGAUCUUGAGGAUCGACCCCGAAAAGCGAGUUGCAGUUGUCGAGCCCAACGUUUCUAUGGAGAAGUUGGUCGAUGCCACGUUACAGUAUGGACUUGUUACUCCUGUGAUCAUGGAGUUCAAGAACAUUACCGUUGGUGGCGGGUUCAGCGGUACUUCUGGUGAAAGCUCCUCGUUCAGACACGGUGUUUUCGACAACAUCGUGAACAGCAUCGAGAUUGUGCUGGGAAAUGGAGAGAUUGUACGCGCUUCUCACUCCGAAAACUCGGAUCUGUUUCAUGGUGCAGCGGGCUCUUUCGGAACACUAGGUGUUGUGACUGAGAUUGAAGUUCAGCUGGUGGAAGCUGGUAACUUCAUGGAGCUGGAGUACCACGGAAUCACAAGUUCUCCAGAAGCAGUAGAGUCCAUCGAGUCUUAUACUGCUGACGAUAACGUUCAAUAUCUGGAUGGUAUCAUGUUCUCCAAGAACAGUGGCUUGAUCAUCGCAGGCCGCAUGGUCGACACCNCCACUCCUGGCUGCAAGGUCACGAAGUAUCUUUCAAGAUCGGAUCCCUGGUUCUAUGUCCGCGCACAAGAGAUACUCAACCAUAAGAUUCCAUCCUCCAAAGCCCGCCGAUCAUUCACCGAGGUUGUACCCAUCAAAGAUUACCUCUUCCGCUUCGACAGAGGUGCCUUCUGGGGCGGUUACUACGCCUUCAAAUACCACUUUGCCCCUUUCAACACACUAACCCGUUAUCUCCUCGACGACCUCAUCCACACAAAAACAAUGUACACCGCUCUCCACAAGUCGGGUCUCGCGAACGAGUUUAUUGUUCAAGAUAUCGGGUUCCCAUACUCUACAACACCAGACUUUAUCGACUACCUGGAUGAUAACUUCAAGUUGUAUCCACUCUGGCUGUGUCCACUGAAACUCAAUGCUCCUUACCCACUCACACCAAAAGGAAAGCACUACUCGCAAAAUAGCCUCAGAGUCAUCAACAUAGGCGUCUGGGGCCCAGGCCCACGCAACCGCGACGACUUUAUCGCCGCGAACCGCGCCAUCGAGGCAAAAACAAGACAACUCGAUGGACUAAAAUGUCUGUACGCGCAUGCCUACUACACAGCCCCCGAAUUCUGGGAUCUGUACGAUAAAGAGCACUACGAUUCACUGCGGGAGAAAUACCACGCUACCAUGCUGCCAUCUGUAUUCGACAAGGUUACCAAUAAUGGACCUCCUGCUGCAAAUACCAUCUUCGAGAGGUUGAAGAACACGAGGCCGGUGAGGGGGAUUUAUGGCGCGUUGUGCGUGUUUUGGAGUGGUGCGCUUCCUUAUGCUAGAGUGCAUCAAGUACUGAGCAUUGUGCUGUCUCCUCUGCUGUUACUCAUGUUUACCACAGCCUGGAUUGUGUCUUUCGGCAAAGACUUGCUGGGUUUGAGAACCGACGCUGGGUUCAAGAAAAUGCAUGUAGAGUAG